UAAAGUGUAAAAACAAAAUUACAUAUUUUUAGCAAUUGUUCAGGAUUGUACCACCCUCUUCUAUACAUGUACUGUCGCUCGGACUUAGUUUCGAAGAUACAUAUUCACGAAAAACUGUCGGUACCACUACAAGGAAUUCUGCCUGUAAUCAUUAUGAGCCCAUUACCAAUUCGGUACAUACACUGCCAUGAACGCACAAUUAAUACCGGUGUAGUUUCUUCGCACAUAUCUCGGAAACUAAGGUCGAGCGGCUGUUAUAUGUAUAAAAUGUAGUUGCUCAGGAUCAUGCUCCUGGUAAUAUAUUCAAAAAUCAUUGAAAUUGAUGAGGUUGGUAUGAUUCCGAACAAUUACCGUAUUUUUCUAUGAAGAAGGAAAUAAUACGAAGUAUUAUCCAAACCAUAUGACUAUACAAAUUAAGAACAAAUACUAAUUGUAUAAAUAUCACAGGUAUAAUUGUUGAACGAUAUUAAUGACUGCAUAAAAGUGAUAACGCGCGCGCGCGCGCGCGUGUGUGUAUAUGCUUUAUCUAGAUUAAAUGAGACAGAUAGUACAGUAAAUAAUUUUCAGAAAUAUGAAAAAAAAGCUCAUUUUUAUAGUACUUUGUGUUAGUACGAUACUUAUCUCAUUAUUGAUUAUAUUAAAAACAGAUACUGUAAAUAAUAUAAAAUCAGAAUUAAAGUAUUCACAGAAUGCAAGUUACACAAAUAAAAAUUCCGCAAUUAUAAAAUUUAUCAUUGAACCAAAGUGUGAUCCUAACUUCAUUGUUUGGAUUAUUACGUCCUCUGCAGAUGAUCCUUUAUACAGAACAGCAUUGAGACGUGCAUAUCCAAGUGUAAUGUUAAAAACUUUGAAUGUCACUAGGAUAUUUUUAUUAGGAAUGCCUAAAGAAAAAAAUAUAUUGAAAUACAUUUUAAAAGAAUCACAGAAGUAUAAUGAUUUGUUGCAAGGAGAUUUCUUAGAAAAUUAUAAAAAUCUCACGUUAAAACACUUGAUGGGUUUAAGAUGGGCAUCAAGUAAUUGUAGGUCUACUUUCCUAAUAAAAACUGACAAUGAUAUUGUACUAAAUAUUUUCGAAAUGCUAGAACUUUUACAAAAAAAGGCAAUAAAGGAAAACGCUAUAUCUGGAUAUGUUUUAAGGAAAAUGAAACCAAUACGAACAUCAAAUAAUAAAUGGUUUGUUACUGAUGAAGAUUUUUCAGAUGAUGUUUAUCCUGAUUUUCUCUCAGGAUGGUUUUAUAUAACAAACUUAAAAGUUGCACAAUUAUUAGUUCGUGCAAGUGAAAAGUUUAAGAACUUUUUCUGGAUUGAUGAUGUAUUUAUCACUGGAAUUUUAAGGGAAGAAUGUGGUAUUAAAAUUGAAGAGCUAAAUAGUUUAUAUGCAAGCGAUUAUAGGUAUUUGGAAUGUUGUAUACGAGGUAAAAGACGGAAGCUAAAAUGUGAGUUUAUUGCAGGGCCUGAUGGAGGCAAAAAAGAGUUACAUAUUAAAUUUAAAGAAUUUUCUGAAUAUUGCCAAUCGAGCUGUUCUGAAAGAAUGAAAGAACAAUUAGUAUCGAAAACUUGUGUAGCUGCUUAUGAAGAAAAAGUAAAUAUUAUAAAUCCCAAGGUUCAGAUUCAUUAUAUAUAAAGUUUCGGAACAAGUUUGCUGCCAAAGAAGUUUGCAAAAUUACUACUUUUAUUAUUAAUUACUACUUUUGUUAUUAUAAACAUAUUUAUAAUAUUUCUUGUUUCUCAAAUGAAAAUAAAUGUUUUCUAA
This is a messenger RNA of Bombus impatiens (common eastern bumble bee), 1753 nucleotides long. RefSeq names its product beta-1,3-galactosyltransferase 5. Gene Ontology annotation, cellular component: membrane. The record is from RefSeq and is a predicted model, not a curated record. The coding region runs from base 572 to 1624 and encodes 350 amino acids. Gene Ontology annotation, molecular function: hexosyltransferase activity. The transcript is spliced from 2 exons. Lineage: Eukaryota; Metazoa; Arthropoda; Insecta; Hymenoptera; Apidae.